CCAUAGAACACACCGAACAAGCCCACAAACAUUUAAUUUUCGCACCAAGCGCCCCUAUAAAUUCUCUCGGUGGAAUUCAACAUUCAAUCUCCAAAACACAAAGACAAAAAUGGGGAUUUGGUUCAUCAUUCUCGUUUCCCUAUGCAUCUCUACUCUCUUGAUCACCUCUAUUUUUACCCAUUUUCGAAGCUCCACAAAGCUUCCACCAUGCCCACCUUCAUUUCCCAUCAUCACUCAUUUCCAGUGGCUCUGCAAAUCCCCUCUCCAAAUUGAAUCUCUUCUCCACAGUUUCUUCGCCAAAUAUGGCCCUGUCAUCACCCUCCCCAUUGGCAAUCGCCCCGCCAUCUUCAUUGCCGACCGCUCCAUUGCCUUCAAGGCCCUCGUCAUUAACGGUGCUCUCUUCGCCGAUCGUCCACCCACCCUACCCAUGACCAAGAUCGUCUCUAGCAACCAACACAACAUCAACAGCGCUCCUUACGGCCCACUCUGGCGCCUCCUCCGCCGCAAUCUCACUUCCAAAAUCCUUCAUCCUUCCCGUAUCAGUUCCUACACUAAAGCUCGCAAGUGGGUUUUGGAUAUUCUUUUCAAUCGCCUCCACUCUCAUUCUGAAUUUGGAAACCCCGUCUUAUUCAUGGAGCACUUUCAGUACGCCAUGUUUUGUUUGUUGGUGCUAAUGUGCUUUGGGGAUAGACUUGAUGAAUCCAAGAUUCGAGAAAUCGAGAACGUGGAGCGAGCGCUUAUAUUGAGUUUUUCACCUUUCGACAUUCUCAAUUUUUGGCCUAAACUCACUAAGAUUCUAUUUCGAAAACGCUGGGAAAUGCUUAUCCAACUGAGAAGGAACCAAGAAAAGGUCCUAAUUCCUUUGAUUGAAGCUCGAAGGAAGGUCAAUCAAAACAGAGUAAACAGAGCCCACACGGAAGAAGAAGAAGAAUUCGCGAUAUCAUAUGUGGACACAUUGCUCGAUUUGGAGCUAUCCCACGAGGACAAUAGAAAGCUUACUAAUGAGGAGAUAGUCACCAUAUGCUCUGAGUUCCUCGUCGGGGGCACCGACACCACCUGCACGGCUCUGCAAUGGACAAUGGCGAAUAUUGUGAAAAACCCAGAAAUCCAGCACAAGCUCUUCUCAGAAAUGAAAGAAGUAAUGGGAGAUGGACCAGGGAAAGAGGUGAAGGAAGAAGACUUGGAGAAAAUCCCAUAUCUAAAAGCUGUGGUUUUAGAAGGAUUAAGAAGACACCCACCAGGACAUUUCGUGCUACCACACACAGUGACAGAAGACACGGUGUUGGAAAAUUACGUGAUACCAAAGAAUGGGACAGUGAAUUUCAUGGUAGCAGAGAUGGGUUGGAAUUCAAAAGUGUGGGAAGAUCCGAUGGAGUUUAAGCCGGAGAGGUUCAUGAAAGGCGGAGGAGGAGGAGUUGAGUUUGAUAUAACAGGGAGCAAAGAGAUAAAGAUGAUGCCAUUCGGAAUAGGGAGAAGGAUGUGUCCUGGAUUUGAACUAGCGAUUCUUCAUAUGGAAUAUUUCAUUGGGAACCUGAUAUGGAAGUUUGAAUGGAAAGAGGUGAAGGGAGAGGAAGUUAGUCUGUCGGAGAAGGUGGCCUUCACGGUGGUUAUGGAAAAGCCUCUUAAAGCCAAAAUAAAUCCCCGGUGAAAUGUGAACCUAAAUCUUUCCUUUGGCUACUCACCCCUAUUUAAUAAUAUUUCCCUUCCGAUUUCCUACCUAUUUCUUAGUUUAUGUUUCAUGUUUUCCAAGAACUUAAGAACGUGAUUUAGGGCUAGUUUGGUAAGUUUCUGUUCUCCUUGUUUGAUAAUUUCUGUUUCUUUUCUAAAAAAAUAAAAAACAGAAACAAAAAACGUAUUUGAUAAU
Molecule: messenger RNA, 1864 nt
Organism: Cucumis sativus (cucumber)
Lineage: Eukaryota; Viridiplantae; Streptophyta; Magnoliopsida; Cucurbitales; Cucurbitaceae
Product: cytochrome P450 89A2
Exons: 1
Coding region: 110-1648 (512 amino acids)
Cellular component (GO): membrane
Molecular function (GO): heme binding; iron ion binding; oxidoreductase activity, acting on paired donors, with incorporation or reduction of molecular oxygen, NAD(P)H as one donor, and incorporation of one atom of oxygen
Source: RefSeq, a predicted model, not a curated record